Neltuma alba is the source of this 933-nucleotide messenger RNA. RefSeq names its product mitochondrial import inner membrane translocase subunit TIM14-3-like. The record is from RefSeq and is a predicted model, not a curated record. Gene Ontology annotation, biological process: protein import into mitochondrial matrix. Gene Ontology annotation, cellular component: PAM complex, Tim23 associated import motor. Bases 275 to 613 code for a protein of 112 amino acids. Gene Ontology annotation, molecular function: ATPase activator activity. NCBI's taxonomy places the organism in Eukaryota, Viridiplantae, Streptophyta, Magnoliopsida, Fabales, Fabaceae. The transcript is spliced from 3 exons.
CCUCAAAUUUGUUCUUCAUUUGCGGUUCAAGGAGUUUCUUGAAGCUCAAGUUGGGAAUGGCAUGCUUACCAGAGCCUGUGAUCUGCAUGACUUAUUCAUGUAUAAAUAUCUCCCUUUCCUUCCUACUUUCCAAAAUUUUCUGCUUCUGCAAGUUCUACCGCAGCACUCUGGAACUUCAUAAAUCAGCUUUAUUUUCAUAGAGCCAUCAGGAUCUCCUUUCCUACAAAGCGUGCUUCUUGGUUGGAUUCAUUGCGAGAGUUUCCGGGAUAUAACGAUGGCAUCUCCUUUGGUCCUGGGUACUAGUGUGGCAGCUGCUGCGUUGGGGGGAAGAUAUUUGAUUAGUAAAUGGCAAGCAUUCAAAGCUUGGCCUAAAACUCCACGGGCCCGAAGAUUUUAUCCUGGUGGUUUUGAGAAGGUUAUGACUAAACGGGAGGCAGCAUUGAUUCUGGGAGUCAGGGAGAGAACGGUGAUGGAGAAGAUUAAGGAGGCUCACAGGAGAGUGAUGAUGGCAAAUCAUCCUGAUGCUGGCGGGAGCCAUUACCUUGCCUCAAAGAUAAAUGAAGCCAAGGACGUACUGAUGGGGAAGUCAAGAGGUGGAACCUCAGCAUUUUAGAUUUUACACACCACAGAGUCUCUGAUAGAAGUGUUGUUAUAUCUUAUUGAGCAGAUGGGUGAUGGGUGAAAUUUUGACCAGUCUUGAGUAUGCAGUUGGUCUGGCAAGCAUGCUUUCUUCUUCUCCAAUCAUAUUUUGAUAAUCUAUUUUAUUUUGCUUCAUAGUCUAGGGUGAUAUGACAGGAGCAAAAAAACUUGGUUCCAUAUUGCCUUCUCAUUUCUCACCAACUUGGAGUACAAGUUCGAAAGCAAGAACUAUAAAAGCAAUAAAAUUUUUCAACCAGUUUCUAACUGAUCAUCUUUGAAUCAGACAAGCACAAA